Molecule: messenger RNA, 972 nt
Organism: Enterobius vermicularis (human pinworm)
Lineage: Eukaryota; Metazoa; Nematoda; Chromadorea; Rhabditida; Oxyuridae
Source: the annotation of a GenBank genome assembly
AUGAAGAAAGCUGGGUUCCGUAUUUUACAGAAAAAGGGUAAAGAGAUACGACUCAAAGAGAUUUUUUUUAGAAUGAAAGUAUCGGUGAAUACCGCAAUCUGCAGUGGACAGUUUGGAAUGACUGUUUUGCAGACUGUUUUUAUGUUUUAUUAUGUCAAGGUUUUCUUAAAUAUUUUCAAAAUUAAUGAGAUCUGGUUUGACAUAGCGCAGCUGUUAUUUAUGGUCUGGAAUUCUGUGAACGAUCCUCUCUUUGGAUACUUGCAGGACUUCAGCGUUUCUUGGCUAAAAAAUAGAAAGAAAGUGAUAAUGUACCUUGGCCCGUUGUUAGUUAUGUCUUUCUAUAUGAUCUGGUUUCCAUGGUCAAAUGAGACUUCACCGUCUUAUGUGUGUGGAAUCCAUCUCCUAACUGUUCUGUUUUUCUACGAUGCUUUUUACAGUUUCGUGAACGUAGCUUGGAGCGCUCUUUUUGCUGAAUCGACAUAUGAAGGCCUUUCAAGAAUCACUGCAGUGAAAUAUUCUCAGUUAGCUGUUCUGUUGUCUUCUCUCAUUUUGCCAUUACUGGAAGCUAUAUCGAAAGGCCUUGUUGAUUACUUUGCUUUUCAAUGUACUUGUAUGGUGGUUGGUGCCAUUGCCCUAAUAUGCUUUUACAUAACUGGUUGCCUUGAAGAAAUAGUUUUUCAAGAAGACCACCUUUAUUUAACAAAUGAUAGAAGGAAGGAUCCACGUUUGUUAACAACAAUCAUGAAGACUACCAGACAAAUUCUGUCAAAACGAGAUUUCAUUGUUUUAGUUGCUACUCAUUUCAUUCAUAAUUGCAGGUCUGUCUCUCACUUAAAUUUCGCUACUAUUGUUACCGACUUACUAAUACCUAAUGAAAUCAUUGCAAAAGGGACCUGGAAAAUGAGUUUUCUUUACGCAUCAUGUGCUGUGUUCCCACAGGUUCUUUUCUUUGUUUAUUUAAAUUAUUUUUAA